AUGGACACCUUGGCAGGGACCGAGUGGGAUGUGAUUAUUGCAGGGACUGGACUGGCUCAAUCCCUUCUGGCCUUAUCCCUCUCUCGGUCGGGAAAAAAAGUCCUUCAUCUGGAUCAAAACGCAUACUAUGGUGGAUCCGAGGCGGCAUUCAGUCUGGAUGAGGCUCACGAUUGGGUGAACGAUGUGAACCAACGUGGUCCAGGCCGCACUCCAUUCGAAGAAGCCAAAAUUUUCACAUACGAUCAUUCGCAAGACACUGUCGAGCCUCGUCCAAAGUUGGCGGCCAGUCGAGCCUACACCCUCUCCCUCUCGCCUCAUUUCCUCUACACUCGCUCCCAACUGAUAUCUGUCCUGAUAUCCUCCAAGGUCUAUCGCCAGUUGGAGUUCAUGGCUGUAGGAAGCUGGUGGAUUCACUCUCAGGAACCCUCACAGACUGAGAGUGAAGAACUGGGUGCUACGCGAUAUUUCCAUCGUGUACCAGGCAGCCGUGAGGACGUCUUUGCUGAUACACAUAUCAAUAUGAAAUCAAAAAGGGCACUGAUGCGGUUCUUGCGGCACAUCAGUAAGCCAAAGGAUGAUGAGGACAAUAGUGAAGCAGAGGAAGACCUGUCUCUUCCGUUCGGAGAGUACUUGACCAGCAAGUUGGAUGUUCCACAAGACCUUCAGAGUCCCUUGCUCUCUCUUUCGCUUUCGCAGCAAACUCUUCAAAAUACUUCUGCCGCAUAUGCCCUUCCACGAAUCAAGAGGCAUCUUGCAUCUAUUGGUUCCUUGGGACCAGGAUUUGGCUCUGUCAUUUCCAAGUAUGGGGGCGGAUCCGAGAUUCUCCAAGUUGCUUGUCGAGCCUCUGCCGUUGGUGGAGGAGUAUAUGCUCUUGGUACAGGAAUCCAAAGUCUCACUGAUGGUGGGUCGGAAGAGCAAUUCCCUGUAGAAUUGCAACUGUCCAAUGGUGAGUCUGUUAGGGCAAAGUCCGUGGUGGGUUCACAAUGGGAUCUUCCUGUCGCUCAGGCACAGUCGCUGUCCUGCGCUAAAAUUGCACGGUCAAUCACUGUCGUCUCCUCGGACCUCGCGUUUCUUUUCCCCGUCACUACGGAGGGGGGCCCUGUGCCUGUCAGCGCUAUUUUGAUGUUCCCAGGCGAAACAUUAGGCAAUCCACAGUCGCCCCCAGUGUAUCUCCAGGUUCACUCGAGUGACACCGGCGAUUGUCCACGUCAGCAGAGUAUCAUCUACGGCAACGUCUCCGUCCCGGGGCUGGAAGGUCAGACUCUGUUGGAAUGUGCAGUCGACCGACUUCUCCAGGCGGAAGGACCUCACGCCGUUGUUCAUUGGUCUGUGCGAUACAACCAUAUCGGUCAUUUUAGUAACGAUGGCUUACCCCCCACGAUCCAAACACACUCACCUCACGUCUAUAGCUUCCCGCUGCCCAGUCUGGACCUUGCUUUCGAGGAUGAGACUGUUGACAUGGUCAAGCAGGCAUGGUUGAUGGUCGAAGGCAGUGAAACAGACCCUGAUGAUUUUAUGAUCUUUGAUGAUCGAGAAGGCACCUUUGAUGAAUGA
This is a messenger RNA of Penicillium angulare, 1554 nucleotides long. Its product is annotated as putative Rab geranylgeranyl transferase escort protein. Bases 1 to 1554 code for a protein of 517 amino acids. The record is from RefSeq and is a predicted model, not a curated record. Lineage: Eukaryota; Fungi; Ascomycota; Eurotiomycetes; Eurotiales; Aspergillaceae. The transcript is spliced from 3 exons. Gene Ontology annotation, cellular component: cytosol; cytoplasm; nucleus. Gene Ontology annotation, molecular function: GDP-dissociation inhibitor activity. Gene Ontology annotation, biological process: protein geranylgeranylation; vesicle-mediated transport; small GTPase-mediated signal transduction.